AUGGAGGACGUGUCAGAUGCGCGUGUGGACGAUGAUGAGCAGGUGCUACUGGAGUUAACCUACCCGGAGAUCACGGGGAUCGCCUGCGUCAAGCCGGAGCAGCAGGCCAACGGGAUCCGCACGCAGUCCAUCUUCUUCAAUCUGCAGACUAUCCGCGGCGAUUUCAGCUUCCGCUCCAGCAACGCCGAGGACAUUCAGGAGCUGAUCGCGUUCUUCCUGGACGGGCUGAAGCGGAAGAGUAAAUACUGUGUGGCCAUCCAGGAUUUUAAGGCUCCAACAGAGAACUCCUCCUUCCUCAGCUUCGAGAAGGGCGACCUGAUCAUCCUGGAGAACAACACCACCGGCGAGAGCUUGCUGAACGGCGGCUGGUGUUACGGGCGCUGCGAGCGCACCAACAAAGUGGGCGACUUCGGGUCGGAAUGCGUGUACUUGUUGCCCACCCUCAGUAAGCCGCAACCCGAACUGCUGACCCUCUUCACCAUGGACCCCAUGACCAUCAUGGACCUGAACAAGAUCACGGUGCAGGAACCCACCGCCAAGUUCCACACCCUGGAGCACUACGCCGCCGAGCACUUCCGUCAGCCGGCCAAGAAGGGCCCGGUCAUGGGCAUCCCGUCGCCGCUAACGACGGUGCGCAAGAAGGACAAGGAGGAACUGUGGAAGCACACACGGGAGCCGAUUAAGCUGCCGCUGCUGAAGAAGAUCCAGGUGAAGGAUGAGCUCAGUCAGGAGGCGUGUUCGGCGUUCCAGGCCAUUAUGAAGUAUAUGGGCGAUCUGCCCAGCAAGAAAUCCAGAGUUUCAAAUGAACUGACCGAUCAGAUCUUCGAGAAAGCAUUAAAGGAAGACCUCCUAAAAGACGAAAUCUACUGCCAGAUUUUAAAGCAGUUAACCGACAACCGCAGUCGUGUCGGCGAAGAACGCGGCUGGGAGUUGUUGUGGCUGGUGACCGGCUUGUUCGCACCCAGUGAGAACUUGUUAAAGGAGUGCAUGGCCAUUCUGCGGUCCCGACAGCGCCAUCAAAUCGCACUGGACUGCAUUAACCGGCUGCAGAAGACCAAGAAAGCCGGCACCCGCAAAUAUCCGCCACACCAGGUUGAGGUGGAAGCCAUCCAGCACAAGACCACACAGAUCUUCCACAAAGUCUACUUCCCCGAUGAUACGGAUGAGGCGCUCGAAGUGGACUCCAGCACGAAAGCCAAACAUUUCUGCCAUAAUAUUUCCCAUCGAUUAAAUUUACGAUCAUCCGAAGGAUUCAGUUUAUUUGUCAAGAUUGCCGAUAAGGUCAUCAGUGUGCCGGAAAGGGACUUUUUCUUCGAUUUCGUUCGGCAUUUGACGGACUGGAUCAAGAAGGCCAAGCCCAGCAGCGGCACGAUCAUCCCGCAGUUCACCUACCAGGUCUUCUUCAUGAAGAAGCUCUGGACCAACACGGUGCCAGGGCGUGACCGGCAGGCCGACCUCAUCUUCCACUACCACCAAGAACUGCCCAAAUACCUCCGCGGCUUCCACGAUGUCAAGAAGGAGGACGCGAUGAAGCUGGCCGCGUUGAUCUACCGCGCUAAAUACGGCGAGAGCAAGAAUGAACUGCAAUCCAUCCCCAACCGACUCAAAGAUUUGAUUCCGCUGGAUUUAAUCGGAGCGCAGAACUCAUCCGACUGGAAACGCUCGAUUACGGCGUCGUUUAACGGCGAUACCGGCUAUAGUGAGGAUGACGCUAAAGUGGCCUUCUUGAAAUACAUCGCCAAGUGGCCGACAUUCGGUUCGGCCUUCUUCGAAGUUCGGCAAACAACCGAUUCAAAUUAUCCGGAACGUCUGCUCUUGGCCAUCAACAAGAAUGGCGUCAAUCUGAUUGACCCGGCAUCAAAGAAAAUCCUGGAUGUUCACCCGUUCACGAGGAUUUCCAACUGGAGCAGCGGGAACACCUUCUUCCACAUGACCAUCGGCAAUUUGGUGCGCGGCACCAAACUGCUUUGCGAAACCGCAUUGGGAUACAAAAUCGAUGAUUUACUGACCAGUUAUAUCGGAUUGAUGCUGCAGCAGAUGAACAAACAGCGCGGCCAUUCCAGUCGCCUGAAAGUGGACGAGAACUAA
This is a messenger RNA of Paramacrobiotus metropolitanus, 2088 nucleotides long. RefSeq names its product myosin-VIIa-like. The transcript has 11 exons. Gene Ontology annotation, molecular function: protein binding. Gene Ontology annotation, cellular component: cytoskeleton. The record is from RefSeq and is a predicted model, not a curated record. Lineage: Eukaryota; Metazoa; Tardigrada; Eutardigrada; Parachela; Macrobiotidae. Bases 1 to 2088 code for a protein of 695 amino acids.